Symsagittifera roscoffensis is the source of this 1036-nucleotide messenger RNA. Its product is annotated as ciliary microtubule-associated protein 3-like. The transcript has 6 exons. Gene Ontology annotation, biological process: regulation of cell projection organization. NCBI's taxonomy places the organism in Eukaryota, Metazoa, Xenacoelomorpha, Acoela, Convolutidae. Gene Ontology annotation, molecular function: cytoskeletal protein binding. The record is from RefSeq and is a predicted model, not a curated record. The coding region runs from base 201 to 872 and encodes 223 amino acids.
UAUUACAACAGCACAAAGAGUGGAACCAGUAAAUGAACACAAAAUCAAUAGUCUUCAUCAAAACACUAUUUGCUCAGAGCAGCAUGGUAUAAAAGCAGUCGCCAUCUCAUGCGCCAAAACACACAUAUUAGAUUCACCAUAUAAACAAAUAAUUGUUUACAUUCAAAUUUUAAAUCGUUAUUUUUUAAGAAAAGUUCAACAUGCCUGCCUUAAUCACUCAACUUACCCUACAAGAUAUCUUGGAGGGAGAGAAGGAGAGCAACGUGUGUUUUCAUUCGUGCCAGGACAGAAGACUCUACCCAGGACAGCCGGCAUUCGACAGACUGGGCAACCAGCACAAUGUCAACUCAACCCCUCCGGUAGUCGGACCAGGCACAUACCCGGUGAGUGAGACCAGCGAUUUUGUGCGUCUACUCGAGAAGAGACCGGGCAGAAGUGAGAGUAUUUUGGGGGUCGGCAUCAGUGGCCGGACUGGACCAUUCCGCAUACCUCUGGCAUCCAAGGAGAAGUUGAGUGUUCCUUCUCCUGUGACUUACCAGAGGGACCUGACGAGACUGUCUGAGUCGGCUGGGUCCGAAGGGAGGAGGAGCUACAAGCCAUUCGGUUCAGCCGCCACUCGCAAGUCAGUCGUGGAUGAGCAACAAACUAGGGGACCCCCGCCUGGUGCACAUGACGUCCAUCUGCACAAUGGGAAACUGCCCCAGAUAGAGCGACACUGCAGCUUCGGGGGAGACCAGUUCCUACGCACACCACUGCGCACAGCCAAGGAGCCAGGAAUGAGGAAGACUUUCAGUGGUGGGGAUUUGCGGAAGUUCAGAUGGAAGGAGGCCUAUCUCAGUCUGUACUGGCCCACUGAGACCUCUUCAAAGUAAACCAAUCACAUCCAACGCUUAUAUUGAGAUCCAGAGACAAUGUACGGAACUAACACCUGUCGUAAAUCAUGAGCAGAUGCAACAAUAAACAACUGAACCUAAAUUUUAACGUUCGAGUAUACAAUGUUUUUGCUAAAUAUGGAAUAGAUAACAUCAAUUGAAAG